UAUAUAUAUAGAGAGAGAGAGAGAGAGAGAGAGAGAGAGAGAGAGAUGAAGGGGAGCUUGAGUUUAUUCAUGUUUUGUAUAGUGGUGGUGUUUGGAAUAAGUAUAGGAGGUUGCAAUGGAGGUGAGUUGAAGAAGAAUUUUUACAAGAAAAGUUGUCCACAGGUUGAGCAGAUUGUUCAAACCAUAACUUGGAAACAUGUUGCAAGCAAUCCAACAUUGCCUGCUAAGUUCCUCAGGAUGCAUUUCCAUGAUUGCUUUGUUAGGGGUUGUGAUGCAUCAGUAUUGGUGGACUCAACAGCAAACAAUACAGCGGAGAAGGAUGCAAUACCAAACAAAUCACUAGCUGGUUUUGAUGUAAUUGAUGAAAUCAAGACCCAACUUGAGACCACUUGUCCUGGCAUUGUUUCUUGUGCUGAUAUCAUCACUUUAGCUGCUAGAGACUCUGUUUCUUUCCAAUUCAAUAAAUCAGUGUGGGAAGUGCAACUUGGAAGAAGAGAUGGAAAUAUUUCAAGAGCCUCAGAAGCACUUGCCAACAUCCCUUCACCAUUCUUCAAUUUCACCACCCUCAGACAAGCUUUUGCCAACAAAAACCUCACUCUUCGUGAUCUUGUUGUCUUAUCAGGUGCACAUACAAUUGGUGUUGGACAUUGCAAUUUCUUCAGCAAUAGGCUAUACAAUUUCACCGGAAAAGGCGAUGCAGAUCCUACUCUAAACUCAACCUACGCUGCCACUUUAAAAACAAAAUGCACAUCCCUUUCAGACAACACCACCACCGUUGAAAUGGAUCCCGGGAGCUCUCUAAGUUUUGACAACCAUUACUUCACCAUCUUAAAGCAACAAGAAGGUCUUUUCCAGUCAGAUGCUGCACUUCUCACUAACAAUGGUGCUAGCAACAUUGUUGAUGAAAUGCUUACCUCUAGCAAAUUCUUCACUGAGUUUGGUCAAUCAAUUAAGAGCAUGGGCGCGAUUGGAGUGUUGACGGGAAGUUCAGGAGAGAUUAGGAAGAAGUGUCGAGUGAUUAAUUAAAAUAAAAAUGCUACGAACACAAGAAAAACACAAAACAUGAAAUAUGUGGGCUCCAACUCAUCCCAAUUGUGCCUCACACAGCACAAAAUUUGAAUUUGGAUCACGCAUUUUAUUUUCUGUGAAAUUUUAUAUAUUUGGAAGUUUUCUAUGAUUGACUUGUUCUAAGAAUUGGUGUUAUGAGGAUGUGUAGUAGUUGAAAUUUUUUGAGGGUUGUAUUCCAUCAAGUCAUAUAGUUCGAUAAGCUAUUUGGUUAGUUUGAUUUUGGUGUUAUGUGACAAUAAUUGUUAAUUAUGUAGGGGUUUCUUUGAAACUAAUUUCAGAAGGCUCUUAUGUAAUAAUACAUUGUAAUUUUGGAAAUUCAGCUCUAUUGUUUAAUUUUCAUGAUCAA
Molecule: messenger RNA, 1414 nt
Organism: Camellia sinensis
Lineage: Eukaryota; Viridiplantae; Streptophyta; Magnoliopsida; Ericales; Theaceae
Product: peroxidase 3
Biological process (GO): response to oxidative stress; hydrogen peroxide catabolic process
Molecular function (GO): peroxidase activity; heme binding
Source: RefSeq, a predicted model, not a curated record